This is a messenger RNA of Branchiostoma floridae (Florida lancelet), 1065 nucleotides long. Its product is annotated as sushi, von Willebrand factor type A, EGF and pentraxin domain-containing protein 1-like. The coding region runs from base 1 to 1065 and encodes 354 amino acids. The record is from RefSeq and is a predicted model, not a curated record. The transcript has 9 exons. Lineage: Eukaryota; Metazoa; Chordata; Leptocardii; Amphioxiformes; Branchiostomatidae.
AUGGCGAUGGCAAACAUGAAACUCUACGUAGUUUUGGCAACCGCCCUUCUACUGCUGGGGUCAUCAGAGGGUGGCUUCAGGGUUACCUGUCGCAGUCCGGAUCCCCCUAUCAACGGAGUCGUGUCCCACCAGUCCAACGGGUAUGGCGCCAGGGCCACGUACUCCUGCAAACCCGGGUAUGAACUGGUCGGUGAACGCACAAGGACGUGUGGUGAUGAUGGAUACUGGACGGGAUCGAGUCCUUACUGUACACGCGGACAUUGCCCUGCGCUCACCCCCGUCGCCAACGGAGCUUUGUAUGGAGGAGCAUACACAGAAGACGUCAUCAAUGUCGUCUGUGAUCCUGGGUACGAGCCGAGAACAACCUCUCUCACCUGCCAAACUGACAACACAUGGAGCAGCUCCCUGCCGACUUGUGCAGCCGUAGAAUGCCCGCCGCUGCCGCCUCCUACCAACGGAGACUCCUCCGGAGACACCUCCUACCUCAGCUCCGUCACCUUCUUCUGUCAUCCCGGGUACGAGCUGAGAGGCAGCUUCUCACGCACGUGUCUGUCGGACGGGACCUGGACCGGGAUCCAGCCGGACUGUGUCUUGAAACAGUGCUCCUGGUUAGAGGCGCCUUCGUUGGGCAGUAUUGACGGGAACAAUGGUCGUGACGUGGGCUGCACGGUGUCGUUCUCCUGUAACCCUGGAUACCUGCUGCAGGGCAGUACCUCCCGAACCUGCCAGGAGACGCAGCAGUGGACCGGAUCGCAGCCUGUUUGCAUCAAGGCACAAUGUCCGCCGCUCACCGUGCCACCAAAUGGAAUGAAGUUUGGAGGGACCGCCUUCAUGGACGAGGUCACCUUCAUGUGUAUCACUGGGUACGAGAUCGUGGGCAGCAGCACGCUGACGUGUCAGGACGACCAGACGUGGAGCGGGACAGAACCCGCCUGUGUCCGAUCCCAGUGCCCAGUGUCCCAGCCGCCCGCCCAUGGAGACGUGUCCGGAGGGAACUUGUUCGGAGACACGGUGACGUACGAGUGUGAGGUGGGGUACAGGCUGCGCACCAGAUCCCACCUGUGA